Messenger RNA from Arabis nemorensis, 1314 nucleotides. NCBI's taxonomy places the organism in Eukaryota, Viridiplantae, Streptophyta, Magnoliopsida, Brassicales, Brassicaceae. The record is from the annotation of a GenBank genome assembly.
AUGGCGCUCGAUGUGAGAAUCUUCGAUAACAUUUCUCCUUCUCGUUUCGUCGCUUUCACAAUCCCUAAUCCUAAUUCUCCAUUACUUCUCCUCCGAGUCGCCGUACUCGACUCGCCUGUUCAUUCCACCAAGUCAUCUCACCGAGUCGCCGCCAUGCUCGUCCCCAAGCUCAGAGAAACCGAUUGGAUCUUCUCCACUGAGUCCGGCCAUCUGCAGCUCCUCCUUGACCUUCCAGAAAUCUCUCGGCUAAUACUGAUCGGAGACGAUCCCGAUGGCUCUGAUUUCUCUCCGGUUUACCACCGACCGACCGUUGAAGACGACGAAACAAAGAGACUCGAGCAGAGGCUGAAACCUCUUGUGGUAGCUCUCUCACNUAAAACCUUAACCCGUGACGAAAUCGACGAUGUUCCUUUUCUGAUUUACGAGGAUAAUGUUGUAUCAAGCGUUGUGCUUGAGAGAUCCGUUGGGACUUUCGUAGGUGAAAUGCUAAUCGAAGAUGUAGAGAUCAAGAUCAAUGAAGCUAGAGAAUUUAGGAGGAGAUUGAGGUUCAAGAGAAUGCCUAAUUUAGUCCAAUCCGACAUCAAAAUCGUUCCCAGAAGUUCUUCUUCAGAUUUGAAGUCUUCUCCUUCACUCACUGGAACAGAAUUCAAGCUUGAUCUCACGGAGCUUGUGCAUCCUUACUUAGCACCAAUGAUUGCAAGUCUUUCGUUGAUUGGUUCUCACAUUGCUGAGCUCGAGUCUAGACCAAAGGCAUUGUGCAUUGGAGUUGGAGGUGGUGGGUUGCUUAGUUUCUUGAGGAUACAAUUAGGGUUCGAGGUUACGGGUGUAGAGAUUGACCCUGAAGUUUUGAGGAUUGCGAGGCAAUACUUCGGGUUAGAGGAAAGCUUUGCUCGUGUUCAUGUUGAAGACGGUAUUGAGUUCUUGAAGAGAGUUUCGUCUCGCUGUGAUGAUGAUGAUGAUACGAAAUUCGAUGUCUUGAUGGUUGAUCUUGAUUCGACCAAUCCGAUUCACGGCGUGAGUGCUCCUCCAGUUGAGUUUGUGGCCAAAGAUGUUAUGUUAGCUGCAAGAACUGUUCUUGUUUCUUCCGGUGUUUUUGUUAUCAAUGUCAUUCCUCCAAACAAGAUAUUCUACCAAGAACUCAAGGACGAGUUUAGACAGGUAUUUACUGAGUUGUAUGAGAUUGAUGUAGGAAAUGGCGAAAACUUUGUUCUCAUCGCAACCGUUGCACCUAGAGAUCGCAAGAACGGUUUUACCAGUGAGAAUCUAACGCCUGCUGCCCCACUAAAGUAUAUUGAUGCUAUACACAGAAUUUGA